AGCUCUUACGACUUAUAAAUCGCAUGAGCGUACUGCGACUUACACUUUUCUCAAUUUCCGCUGCUAGAAAGUCUAAUUUCAACAGCUCUUGUCUUUAUACCUUUCGCUUAUGCCCUCGAAGGGAUAGAAGAGACGAAUCGAAGAAGAGAGCAAAAUGAGCGGAGCGCAAGCAAUGAAGAGAAUCCCACGCAUCAAAUUUCCACAGAGGCACUCUAAGCCUUCUGGUUCCACAUCCCAGAAUUCCCAACAUCAGAAAACUUCAGCAGCUGAAGAAGCUCCUCGAACAUUUUUCUCAAGGUCCCCAUCUAGCAUGUCUGCUGCAGGGAAGGCUUCUGACCAACCCAAAAGAACACCCGUGUCUCAGGAGGAAAUUGAUUCCAUUUUGUUGGGUGGCUGCAUCUGAUUUCAGGCAAAUUACCUUCAAUGAGACGACACAGUUCACUACUUCUGGCUUAUGUUCAGUGACUUGGUGACUACCUUUUUGCGUUUAUGUUUUAACUGUUGUACUUCUUGGAACCAGUGACCCUUUUCAGCAACAAAUGUUUUUGAUUAAUGAUUGUUAAUAAUUUGUUAUGAAUGGAAUGGGAAAACCUGGCUUGCUCAACUA
This is a messenger RNA of Nicotiana tabacum (common tobacco), 607 nucleotides long. RefSeq lists its product as uncharacterized. The record is from RefSeq and is a predicted model, not a curated record. Lineage: Eukaryota; Viridiplantae; Streptophyta; Magnoliopsida; Solanales; Solanaceae.